Molecule: messenger RNA, 3130 nt
Organism: Astrephomene gubernaculifera
Lineage: Eukaryota; Viridiplantae; Chlorophyta; Chlorophyceae; Chlamydomonadales; Astrephomenaceae
Source: the annotation of a GenBank genome assembly
UCCACUGACAUAAUUGCUAUGCACACAUGUUGUAUAGCACUGCCGCAGCGGAAGUAUCCUGCUUAGCAUGACGAGCAACAAAAUACAAGUGCCCCUUGGACCUUGCCGCUUGGCAGAAUAUGGAGCCUCUUAACACCUUCUUUAGGAUUAGUCCUAGCCUCCUCUUAAAGAACGUAAACUCUCCGCAAGGCUCACAUACGAGUAGCUCAUUUUCAUCACCUAGCUUCGCUGAACAUCAGACAGGUUUAAAAGUUUAUAGAGAUAGCCCGCCAUCCUUCACGAGCGCGCAUAGAGUCGUCGAUGACAAUCCCCUUUUCGAGGGGUUUCCUGCUCUCUCAGUGAGCAAGCAGGGUCAAGGGACUACAGCGGAUUGUCCUAAGGAGGACGCUGGAGGAUUGGGGGAGUCAAACCAGGUGCAGGAGCACCUUCACCACCUCCUCAAUCUCCUACAGCAAGCACACGGCGAUGAUGGCAAGACAAACGGGGUGGCUCUACCACACCUGGCGGACGAGCUUGAGGUCGUGGUGAAGAAGCUCAAGCAGAAAGAACACGGGCCCGAACACGUCAAUGAGGUACAGCUCGAGCCCGGGAGAUGCGCGAGGAUGCAGGCGGCGCUCCCAGAUGCUGAUGUGUACCGUGCUACCCCUACCUGCUCGCGUACCACGGCCAGUGUUGCAAACGAGGGCAGCAGCUGCUGGGCCGCCGCCUCAAACAGCGAUGAGCCAGGAGGCGGCAGCAAGCCGUCCGAAUCAAGCUUCCUCUGGAACAUGGCAGCAAGCAACAACAGCAGUGGCGACAGCGGUGGCACGUCGAUAACUGCCGCGAGCGGUCGCAUGGUUCUUCGUGACUCGGUUUGCAAGCAGCUGCUGCAGUCGCCGGCGUCUACCGUCUCACCGCUAAGCUGUGUAGGCCCUGCUGUCGUAGCAUGUAGCCCGCUGUUUACCGUGGACGAUGAUUGCAUGGCAUCGCCCAAGGAGCUCCCUGCAGACCGGCAGCGGAAGCGUAGCAUGGGCCUGCGGGCUAGUCAGCACGACAAGCAGCAGUGCUGCGACCCGCCCGUGGAGGCCAGCCCCCAGCAGUCGCUCUUCGUUGCCGGCAGCCCAGCCCUGCCAGCGACGGUUACCUCGACGCCAGAGCCGCCGGCGCCUGAAGGCCAGCAGGUACCACUCUACAGCUGGAUGCAGUCCAUGCUGGCGUCCACCCCCAGGCAGGACAUGACAGACGCGCCCGAUGGUUGCCCUGAGGCCGACGCAGCCUCCACCUCCACCUCAACUCCAGACUCGCAGCAGCAGGCUGGGGAGCAGCAGGGCGAUCCCCUUGCAGCUGCAGUCCGUGCCGCGCUGGCUGCCAGCCCGGCGGAGCACCUGGCUUACGGCAGCCCCCUGCACCUGAAGAUCCAGCGCUUGUUGGCCCAGCGGCAAUCCUCAAGCCCACUGGAUGAUGCCGAAGUCCAAGCUGACGGGGCGCCGCGCACGACUGAGGAGGCGCAGGAGGACAUGCGCGGUGCAGACUCAGCUCCGGUCUGGAUAACGAAUCCUGCUGCCGAGUCGCCCAGCACCAGCCAGUACACGACGGAUUCAACAAGCUCCUGCACCACACCCUUGACGCAGGGGGACAUUACACCGAUGCCCUUCCGCAGCAGCGUUUCGCCGUUUGGCCCGACCCUGCGUGAGCGGUACGCUUCAAAAGUGGCGUCAAGUGCAGCGCAGGCAGCUCUGGGGGCCGCCAUUCCGCAGCCCGCAACUGCAACCACGGAGCCACCUUCCUCGGCAAGCACCUCGCCAACCCCUUCCGCCAUCAAGUUUAGCGAAAACUCUCCGGAAGCCGCCGAGCUGGUGGCCCAGCUUGGCCUGUCGCUGCAGCUGGACCCGGCGUUGGUGGGGCGCGUCUCGGAGCUGGAUGUGCUCCAACAUGUGGAAGCCUGGGCACGGGAGCAACACAUUGCCUCACAAGCGGCAACGUCGCCGGAGGCAGAGGUUGGCACGACCCAUGCCCCCGGCAGUGGUGCUCUCCUGCAUGUGGCUAUCGACACGGCUGUGCAGACAGAUCCCUCGCCGCAGAGCUCGGGUGGGCAAGUCGCACAGGCUGCCAAGUUGGCGCCGGAAACGCGGGACGCAGCCGUAUGCACUGCGCCAGUGCGGUGGAGGGACAACACCACGUUCGACAACAGAGAGCCGCUCGGGGAGAUCGACGAGUGCCCUACUCCAGACGAGGACGACGACGUGGGCAUGGCCGUCUUUUCACCUGCUCGCAGCGACCAGUCCAAGCGGUCUCCCGCAGCGUCUCUGGUCAAGCGCUACGAGGCAUCACGCUUUGCGAACAAGCAGAGCCCCGCUGGGACACCGGGCUCGGCGACCAGGCGCGGUGCGGGCAGGACGUCCAGGGCGGGCAAACCCCACUCGUCAUGUGACGUCACUCCUGUUCGCCGCGGACUCUUCCGUGAUGCAGACUCGGCGCGUAUGGCAGCGAUGGAAGCAGCAGCAGCAGCCACCGCGUGCCACAAAGCCGCAGACCAGGACGGGCAAGGCCCAAGCGCGGAGGAUGUGCGUCCAUGUGCGGGUACCGUGGAGGCGCCCUUCAAUUCCGGCAGAGGGGGCGGCGCCGUGGCGGCUGGUCCGGUGAUGCCGCAGCCCCGCAUAUCUGACUCUGGGAGCCCUGUUGUCUCGGACGGGGUGGUGGAGCACCCGCGCCAACAGGACCUUCCCGUCCGCACCAGCAUGCCCUCAGCCGCUGAGGCGCCCACGCAAGUUGCGCCCAAGCCAGCGGUGCUCCCGCCGGACCAGCAGCCUCUUGCGCAGUCCGUGGGCGUCGGAAGAGGGGCUGGCAAGGCUCAGAACGCACCGCUGGUUGUCCAGGCCUCUUUGUGCACAGGUCGGGCACAAGAGGCAGCCAAUGUCGAGGUCGAGGCCGUCCCGGAUGUGUUGUUCACGCCUGGGAACUCCUUACCCGGCGGUAGCAGGAGCGCAACCAGCAAGCACAUGUCCCGGAUCUUUCCCACGUCGAGCGCUAAUCGUACCGAGAGCAGCUGCGGCGACUCUGACAGCGUGUGUGGCGUUCCUCGGAUGCUGAGCAGCAUCAGCAGCGUCAGCAUCAUCACGUCAGAGCGGGGCGCCGUGGGCGGAACCAACGG